AUGGAGCGAGUAGGCGGCAACUUUGUCGCGCCUGGCCAGCAGCGCUACCUGCGCGCCUGCAUGGUCUGCUCCAUCGUGAUGACACAAACUCGCUUCAGGCAAGAAGGCUGCCCCAACUGCGAAGAGUUCCUGCACCUCAAGGGCGACCCGGAGGCGAUCGAGACGUGCACAUCCCAGGUCUUCGAGGGCCUGAUCACGCUGGCCAACCCGGCCCGGAGCUGGGUCGCCAAGUGGCAGCGCCUCGACAACUACGUCCAGGGCGUCUACGCCACCAAGGUCUCGGGCACCCUGCCCGAGGAGGUCAAGACCGUCCUCGAGGAGGAGUACCGGAUCACCUACAUCCCGAGAGACGGUAGCGCCGUGGAGACAGAGUAG
Messenger RNA from Neoarthrinium moseri, 375 nucleotides. RefSeq lists its product as uncharacterized. Gene Ontology annotation, cellular component: DSIF complex; nucleus. The transcript is spliced from 3 exons. Gene Ontology annotation, molecular function: zinc ion binding; RNA polymerase II complex binding. Lineage: Eukaryota; Fungi; Ascomycota; Sordariomycetes; Amphisphaeriales; Apiosporaceae. Bases 1 to 375 code for a protein of 124 amino acids. Gene Ontology annotation, biological process: chromatin organization; mRNA processing; regulation of transcription elongation by RNA polymerase II. The record is from RefSeq and is a predicted model, not a curated record.